This is a messenger RNA of Cooperia oncophora, 1695 nucleotides long. Lineage: Eukaryota; Metazoa; Nematoda; Chromadorea; Rhabditida; Trichostrongylidae. The record is from the annotation of a GenBank genome assembly.
AUGGAAGACACCGGUCCACCGAGCUCAGCUGAUGCUUCAUCUUCAUCUUCCCAACCAGACGUCAAUAUACCGCCGUCCAUACUCGUUCUUGGUAUGGCUGGCUCCGGAAAAACAUCAUUUGUGCAGAGACUCACUGCCUACUUACACGCGAGAAAGACGCCACCGUAUGUGAUCAAUCUUGAUCCGGCAACUGCUAAUGUCCCUUAUCCGGUGAACAUCGACAUUCGCGAUACAGUGAAGUAUAAACAAGUAAUGAAGGAUUACGGUUUGGGACCUAAUGGAGCGAUUAUAACGAGUUUGAAUUUGAUGUGCACUAAAUUCGAUCAGGUCCUAGCCAUGAUUCGUCAGCGUGCAAGUCAGUAUAGUGUAUGUUUAAUCGACACUCCGGGUCAGAUUGAGGCGUUCACAUGGAGUGCGAGUGGUUCUAUCAUCACAGAUUCGUUAGCGAAUAGUCCGUCCUUAUGUGUCGACUCAGCACGUGCAACGAAUCCGACGACUUUCAUGUCAAAUAUGCUUUAUGCGUGCUCCAUUCUGUACCGGACAAAACUUCCUUUCAUUGUUGCGUUUAAUAAGGCGGAUAUAGUCUCACCUGCAUUCGCAAGGAGUUGGAUGCGGGAUUUCGAGCGUUUCGAUCAAGCUUUGGAGGAGAAUCGAAGUUCUUACAUGAACGAUCUCAGCCGCUCAUUGUCUCUGGUGUUGGAGGAAUUUUUAUUCAGGAGUGUAGAGGAGCAGUUGGCUGAGGAGCUGUAUUAUACGGCAUUUACAGUUUCGAUUUCUUCGGCAACUGGUGAGGGCAUGGACGAGUUUAUGAAAGCGGUUGGCGAAUGCGUGGAGCAAUAUAAGAAUGAAUACGUCCCGAUGUACAUCCGUGUUUUAGCGAGUAAAUCUAAGUUGGACAGAGCAGACGAGCAUAAGAAAGUUUCCGAGAAAAUGGAGGUGUUGAGCGUACACCCUACGUUAGACCCGCCAAUCAGAGAACGUAUUCAUCUUGGAGGUGUGGAGCAAGAAAAUGCUGAAGAUGCCAAUGCGUCGGUGCUUCUGGGCCGGGCAGGAGACGCCCCAACAGUUGUCGAAGCGGUACAGUUCCAUGGGAUUCGAAUCACCAAAAACGAUGCUUUAGUGAAAGAGGUUUCUGAACUGUAUAGAAGUUCGACGCUUGAUGAACUCGUUCAUAACUCUCAUCUUGCGGCAAAACAUUUCCAGGAAGUUGGAUUGAUGGAAAGUGCUGUUCCACUGAUUGACGUUGCACCAUCUAGUAAUGGUUAUAUUGUCAAUUUUGUAGUUAAGGAACCAAAGGGAGAUCACAGUUUCAACCUGUCCUUCGCGAAACCAUUCCUCGGUUGGCAAAAGUACUCAAAUGUCACAGCUAGUCUGUUCAGAGCGAUUUCAUAUUUGCCGUGGAAUCAUUCUAAUUGUGAGGAAAACGCCAUAAUUUUCGGUUACAAUGGAAGAAUCUCGAAGAAUAUUUUGCAUCAAAUCAAGUUCAACACGUUGUGGAGAACUCUACGGGCUACUGAUGAUGCAGCAUUUCUCGUUCGUGAGCAUGCCGGUCACACUACGAAAUUCUCAAUGGAAAAUGCCAUCGGGUUUGACACUCGGGAUCGUCCUAUUCUAGCAUCGAAGGGAAUACUAGGUUGGUUUUCAGGAGCUUCAACUGAAAUAUUUCGGAUAGAGAUUAAAUCUCUGUUGGUGUAG